AGCAACGAAAGAUUGUCGCAGACGCCGCGAAAGCAUCAGCUGGUGUGCAUCUAUAAAGUUUGUCAUCUAAUCAAAUAAAUAAAUAAAAAACUAUUUUUUUAUUACUCAUUUUCGUAUUAUAAAUAAAAAGUAAAUAUCGUCUAAUACCCCUGUCACAGUAGCACAUAAACAUAAAAAACAAAAAACAACAACAAAAAAACAUAAAUAAAAAAUUUUAUUUAAAUAAAUAUUAUUAACAAAAAUUGCAAUGGACGUCACAGUACCUGUUGCUCAAAAAUCAUCAUCAUUUUCAUCAAUUGAAUCAUCAACAUUAUCACCACAUCUCCCAGAUUCACCAUAAUAAUUAUCUAACAAAAAAAAAAGUUAAUUCAUCACGUGUAUGUGUGUGUUGUGUGUUUUUAUAAUUACAUAAAUAUAUUUUUUUAUACUGUUAAAUGAUUUAUCAUUAUUUUGUGUUUUUCAAAGUGCACCAAGUGUUAUUAAAUUAAUUUUUUUAAUAAUGGAGAAAUUGUGUGAAACCGAUGAAGCAUUUGUCAAAAAUCGAUUUGCAUCAACGUCUAUUGAUAGCAAUGGCGUUGAUAAUGGAAUACGUGAUAGUAUUAAAACAACAAAUCAACAAAAUAUACAACAACAACAACAAUAUAAUAAUAAUAAUUGUCAAUCAUCAUUGGGAAGUCUUGGUAGACCACACACAAGAAAUGGCAGUGUUAGAUCAGUACCAAGACAACCAAUGCCUGAUCCUGGUGAGCUUGAAAGGCGUUUCACCAAAGUUCUAGCCUCGAUGGAUUUACCACCAGACAAGGCUAAAUUACUAAAGCAGUAUGACAACGAAAAAAAAUGGGAUAUAAUAUGUGAUCAAGAAAGAGUACAAGCUAAAGAUCCACCAUCUCAUUAUCUAGCUAAGUUGAGGACUUAUCUGGAUCCAAAAGCUUCAAGAAGUCAUCGAUCGUAUCGUUUCCUUACAUUCUUUCAGAAAAGAAAAAUGGUUGGUCCAUCAACAUCAACACAAGUAUUGAGGGAUUUAGAAAUUUCAUUACGUACAAAUCACAUCGAAUGGGUUCGUGAAUUUUUGGAUGAAGAAAAUCAAGGAUUGGAUGCUUUGAUUGAUUAUUUGAGUUUUAGACUUUUGAUGAUGAGGCAUGAACAGAGACUUUCUGAAACAAAACAACAAUCAGAUGAGACACUUCAAACAAGUGUUAUUGUUGAAACAACACCAUUAAAUAAUGGCUGUUUGAGGCCACCUCUUCAUGAUAUGAUUGACAGUCCACUAGUAAGAAGACGUUCAAGACAUGUUGCUAGAUUAAAUAUGGGUGAAGCUAAGGAUGAUAUACACGUAUGCAUUUUAUGUAUGCGUGCUAUUAUGAAUAAUAAGUAUGGUUUUAAUAUGGUCAUUCAACAUCGAGAAGCUAUAAAUUGCAUUGCACUAUCCUUGAUCCACAAAAGUUUAAGGACAAAAGCACUAGUCUUAGAAUUAUUAGCAGCAAUAUGUCUUGUUAAAGGUGGACAUGAAAUAAUUCUAUCAGCAUUUGAUAAUUUUAAAGAAAUAUGUAGUGAACAUAAACGUUUUGAGACACUUAUGGCAUAUUUUACACAAUAUGAUAAUUUUCAUAUUGAAUUUAUGGUUGCAUGUAUGCAAUUUGUAAAUAUUGUUGUACAUUCUGUUGAGGAUAUGAAUUUUCGGGUACAUUUGCAAUAUGAAUUUACAAAACUUGGACUUGAUGAGUAUCUUGAAAAAUUAAGACAUACAGAGAGUGAAGAUUUGCAGGUACAAAUUUCCGCUUAUCUGGAUAAUGUAUUUGAUGUAGCAGCAUUAAUGGAAGACAGUGAAACAAAAACAGCAGCAUUAGAAAAAGUUGCUGAAUUAGAAGAUGAACUUGGUCAUACACAUGAUAGAAUGAAUGAAUUGGAACGUGAUUCAAUGGCAAAAUUAGCUGAACUUGAAACUGAUUUAAGUGCAAUUAAAAUUGAAUAUUGUGAUUUAUUAGAAUCUAAAAGAAUAAUUGAAGAUGAAUUAGCAGCAUUAAAAAGACAAAGUCAAGAUUCAGCAAGACGUGAAAGUGUAUUAGAAAGUAAAAUUCAUGAAUUAGAAACAUUAACCAAAGGUACAACAAUUGCUAGUUUAAGAAAUGGUAAUUCAGGAAUAUCACCAACAUCAGUUAACAUUGUAUCAUCAACAGUAUCAAGUAUUAAUGGUUUACAAAAUGAUAAUACAAUACAAAAAAUAACAACAACAGCAGUAGCACCUCCACCACCUCCACCUCCACCACCGCCACCACCAACAGGGCUAUUAACAUCAUCAGGACCACCACCACCACCUCCUCCACCACCACCAAUGUCAUCAAUGACAUCAUGUGGUGAUAAUAAAAUACCACAAUGUCCAACAGUACCAAUACCACCACCACCAGCUGGUAUGAUGCAAGCACCAAAUGGUGCUAUGACAAUAAAACGUAAAGUACAAACAAAAUAUAAAUUACCAACAUUAAAUUGGGUACCAUUAAAACCAAAUCAAGUUAAAGGUACAAUAUUUAAUGAACUUGAUGAUGAUCGUUUACAUAAUUAUAUUGAUUUUAUUGAUUUUGAAGAACGUUUUAAAAUUGGUAUUGGUGGACAUAUUGCAAAUGGUACUAGUGAUAUUGAUGGAUUACAAACAUUUCCAAGUAAAAGAUUUAAAAAACCAGAAAAUAUAUCAUUACUUGAACAUACUAGAUUACGUAAUAUUGCAAUAUCAAGAAGAAAAAUGGAUAUGCCAAUUGAAAAAAUAAUAACAUCUGUUAAUGGUCUUGAUUUAAAAGCUUUAUCACCAGAAAAUGUUGAAUCAUUACAAAGAAUGGUACCAUCUGAACAAGAAAUAAAAGCAUAUCGUGAAUAUAUUAUUGAAAAAAAAAAUGUUAAUUUAUUAACUGAAGAGGAUAAAUUUUUAAUGCAACUUGGUAAAGUUGAAAGAAUAUCAACAAAAUUAUCAAUUAUGAAUUAUAUGGGUAAUUUUGUACAUAAUUUAAUAGCAGUAUCACCACAAAUUGAAUAUAUUACAACAGCAUCAAAUUCAGUUAAAUCUUCAAAAAAAUUACGUUCAGUAUUAGAAAUUGUAUUGGCAUUUGGUAAUUAUUUAAAUAGUAGUAAACGUGGUCCGGCAUAUGGUUUUAAAUUACAAAGUUUAGAUACCCUAUUAGAUACAAAAUCAACUGAUAAAAAAAUGUGUUUACUUCAUUAUAUUGUUGCAACAAUACGUCUUAAAUUUCCUGAACUUUUAAAUUUUGAAUCUGAACUUAUGAAAAUUGACGAAGCAGCAACAGCAUCGCUUGAAAAUAUAAAAAGUGAUGUUAAAGAACUUGACAGAGGAAUGGAACAAGUACGAAAAGAAUUUGAAUUACGUGGUAAAGAAAAAAAUAAUACUGUAUUACAUGAUUUUUUAAAAAAUUCGGAGGAUCAAUUAAGACGACUUAAAUCAGAUGAACGAAUUGCUAAUGAAGCAUUUCAUACAUGCGUUGAAUUUUUUGGUGAAAGCACUAUACAAGUUGAUGCCAAUACAUUCUUUUCUCUUUUAGUUAGAUUCGCGCGAGCUUUUAAGGCUGCGGAUCAAGAAAAUGAAAGAAGACGAAGAUUGGAAGCAGCUGCUGCUGAGGCAUUUAAUACCUCUGAAGAAGUUAUUAAAAGAAAUAAACUCAAUCAAAAAAAGCAACAGGAAGCUGUUAUAAAUGAAUUAAAAAAUAAAACACGACUAGUCCAAGAAAAAAAAAUACUCCAACAAGAUGAGGUAUAUAAUGGAGCACUGGAGGAUAUUUUACUUGGUCUAAGAUCAGAACCAUACCGAAGAGCCGACGCUGUUAGACGUAGUCAACGUCGACGUAUCGAUAAUCAUCGACUUUCUCGUACUGCCGAGGAAUUGGAAUUCUAAUUGUAAAUUAUAUUUUUUUGUUUUCUAUUGCUCCAAAGUCACAGACUUGACUCGUUUUAAUCAAAUUCAAAAACAUUAAUUUAACAAAUAAAAUAUGCAUCAAAAUAAUCAACACAAUAUUCUGGUGCUAAGUGUAUUUAUAGGAAGAAUGGAUCUGUUACUAUUAUUAUUACUAUGAUUCUUUUUUUUUUUUUCAUUUAAUUAUGACUGUAUUGAAAAAGACGUGAAUGCACUUGAAUCAUUCCUUUAAAAAAUUAAUAUAAACAAUUGUAUAAUCUGCCAACAGUUUGAUAAUUUGUGGUUUUUAUAAAUUAUCAAAUAAUUAUAAUCAAACUCCGAUCCAAAAUUUUUUACGAUGAAAAUUAUAAUAUCUCUGGAUAGUGCCU
Aphidius gifuensis is the source of this 4281-nucleotide messenger RNA. It is a transcript of the gene Frl, whose product is annotated as formin-like protein. Gene Ontology annotation, biological process: cortical actin cytoskeleton organization; cell migration; regulation of cell shape. The transcript has 12 exons. Lineage: Eukaryota; Metazoa; Arthropoda; Insecta; Hymenoptera; Braconidae. Gene Ontology annotation, cellular component: cytosol. The record is from RefSeq and is a predicted model, not a curated record. Gene Ontology annotation, molecular function: small GTPase binding; actin filament binding. The coding region runs from base 500 to 3895 and encodes 1131 amino acids.